This is a messenger RNA of Brienomyrus brachyistius, 3780 nucleotides long. RefSeq names its product sodium-dependent phosphate transport protein 2B-like. The record is from RefSeq and is a predicted model, not a curated record. Lineage: Eukaryota; Metazoa; Chordata; Actinopteri; Osteoglossiformes; Mormyridae. The transcript is spliced from 12 exons. Gene Ontology annotation, biological process: intracellular phosphate ion homeostasis; sodium-dependent phosphate transport. Gene Ontology annotation, molecular function: sodium:phosphate symporter activity. Gene Ontology annotation, cellular component: brush border; vesicle; apical plasma membrane. The coding region runs from base 1197 to 3017 and encodes 606 amino acids.
UUAAAAUAUUGAAGUAAAAAGAGCUGUUGUAUCGGAAUAGGACUGUGACUGUAAAAAUGUGAAUCAACCCAUCCCUAAUUAAUUCUUGGGGGGGGUAUUUUUUAUUCUGGCCUGAUUGAUCGAUAGUCUGGUUCUAGGUUCUAGGUCUUAGGGUGGUGCUGUGACUGAGCUGGGUCGCCACGGAACUGUCAGAACCGCAUCCAGUUUACUGGUUAGCCAGAAUUCCCUUUCGGAGAAGUGAUACAUUUCACUAGCAGCAUAUGAUUUUAAUUUAAAUGUGACAUUUUGAACUACUUCUUAAAUAUUGUUAUAUUGCACAUUUUAUCAAGACUAUCACCAUAACUAAGAUGGUUAUGGAAAAAAAAACAUGAAACUUUUUAGAAAAUAAAAUUAGAAGUAUGCCCUUUGAAACGAAACCGUAAAACUGAAAGAACCUAAAGAAAUCGGUGAAACUCGUGCUUUGAUAGCUGGGAGGCAAUGGCAUUUCUGGGGACAACGUGCGAACCAAGAAUCUGGAGCAUAUUGUUUAAUUAAAUGGAUGUAAAGUGUCUUUUGCUAUAAUCUUUUUCAGCCAGCAGGGGGUGAUGUUAUCAAAUAACUUGGGGGGCAUGGGGUAAUAGCAGAGCAAUGUGUUUUUUUAGUAUGAAAUAAUCACUUUGAAAUUUGUAAUAGAUGUAAGUCAUUGUGUUUGAUAUUUCCUUCAGUAUGAUAGCGAUAGAACUCCUGCCUGUGUAUCAAAAAUUGUUAGGGCUAUAGGACAACUUAUUGCGAUUGGGCCGUUUUACAUACCGAGCCAGGAAUGAUUGUGAUUGGGCAGUCUUACAGACAGCCAGGAAUGAUUGUGAUUGGGCAGUCUUACAGACAGCCAGGAAUGAUUGUGAUUGGACAGUCUUACAGACAGUGCCAGGAAUUAUUGUGAUUGGACAGUCUUACAGACAGCCAGGAAUGAUUGUGAUUGGGUGGUCUUCCAUAAACAAGCAGAAAUUCUAUUGGAGAAGCAUAAAUGAGUUUGUUGUGACUGCAUAUUGAGCACAGGUGUGUCGGAUACAGUGCCAUGUGCACGUUACCGCAGCACUAUAAAAGCAGUAAGUAAGUAGUUCUGUGGGCAGGUAAUCUCACAGGUAAAGCUGAACAUCAAAGCCUCUCGCACAGGGUCAGAGAAAGAGGAGCCACCGGGAAUCACCCCAGACACAAAAAUGGCCCCUAAUGGUCCCAGCGUCCUUCUGGUCCACUCAGAAGUGGUGCCGAUUGAGAAGGAGCUGGAAGCUGGUCUCAAAGACCAAGGGGAUCCGUGGAAUGUUCCCGAACUUCAGGACAAUGGAGUUGCGUGGUCAGACCUAGACAGAAAAGGAAAGGCUGCCAGGUUGAUGGUCUCUGGCGGGAAACUCGUGCUGCUACUCGGCUUCCUCUACAUGUUUGUCUGCUCCUUGGACAUUCUCAGCUCUGCUUUCCAGCUCGUUGGAGGUAAGGCUGCGGGGGACAUCUUCCAGGAGAACUCCGUGCUCUCCAACCCCCUGGCAGGCUUGGUUAUUGGGGUUCUAGUGACGCUCUUGGUACAGAGCUCCAGUACAUCCUCCUCCAUCAUCGUCAGCAUGGUAUCCUCGGGCUUGUUGCAGGUCCAGAGUGCCGUCCCUAUCAUCAUGGGAACCAACAUUGGCACUUCUGUCACCAACACUAUCGUAGCCUUGACACAAGCAGGAGACCGCGACGUGUUUCGCCGGGCAUUUGCUGGGGCCACUGUGCACGAUUUCUUCAACUGGCUGUCAGUGCUGGUACUGCUGCCCCUGGAGGUUGCUUCUGGGUACCUCUACAGGCUCACCGGCCUCUUGGUGAACUCGCUGCACAUUCAGAGUGGCGAGCAAGCCCCCCAGCUGCUCAGCGUCAUCACCGACCCGCUCACCAACGCCGUCAUCCAGUUGGAUGAAGAUGUUUUAAACGACAUUGCUACUGGGGAUUCUUCAGCCAGGAACAAGAGUCUUAUCAAGAUAUGGUGUGAAACGGAGACCAACACGACCUUGCAAAAUAUGACUGUGAGCAUAGAGGGAAACUUAACUUGGAUCCUGAAGAACGUUUCGGAGACGGUGAACCUCAAGAAAUGUGCUCACAUGUUUGCCAGUGCCAACCUGUCGGACCUGGCAGUGGGCUUCAUUCUGCUGGCGUUAUCUCUGCUGCUUCUCUGUACCUGCCUCGUUCUCAUUGUCAAGAUUCUCAACUCCGUGCUGAAAGGCCAAGUGGCUUUGGCUAUCAAAAAGAUUAUUAACACAGAUUUUCCCUUCCCCUUCAGUUGGGUGACAGGCUACCUCGCCAUCAUCGUCGGGGCAGGAAUGACCUUUGUUGUCCAGAGCAGCUCUGUCUUUACUUCUGCAAUCACACCUCUGGUUGGUAUUGGCGUGAUCAGCAUAGAAAGGGCUUACCCUCUGUCUCUGGGCGCCAACAUUGGGACCACCACCACUGCCAUUCUCGCGGCCCUGGCUGGCCCCGUAGGCACGCUCAGCAACUCUCUUCAGAUCGCCCUGGUGCACCUUUUCUUCAAUGUCAGCGGCAUCGUGCUCUGGUACACCCUACCUUUUAUGCGCUUUCCAAUCCGGCUGGCCAAGGCUUUGGGGAGCUGCACUGCCAAGUACCGCUGGUUUGCGGUGCUCUACAUCUUUGUCUGCUUCGUCCUCUUUCCACUAGUGGUGUUCGGCUUGUCGUUGGCUGGCUGGUGGGCACUGAUCAGUGUCGGGGUACCUUUUAUCGUGCUGUUGCUUUUUAUCACCCUCGUCAAUGUCAUACAGUCUCGGCGCCCCCGGUGGUUGCCCCGCGUACUGCGCACGUGGGACUUCCUGCCCUACUGGAUGCACUCACUUCAGCCACUGGACCGUCUGGUUACUGCGGUGAUGGCCCACUGUAGCUGCAUCUGCUGCAGAAGGCCCCCGGAGGAGGACAAAGCUGGGACUGCAGGCAGCCCCGUGCAGCCCCAGGAACUUAACCCAGGAACUAUGCAACAUGCUGCUGCCAAAUGCACUCAUUUAUAACACAGUUAUAAUGCAAUUACUGAAGUAGCUGUCUCCACAGCUGUUGAAAGACUGAAACCUGUGACUCCUCUGAGGAGAAUCUGUCCUGCUUCCAGAUAGAUAGCGAGUUUAUCAAAUGUGGUUUUAUAAUACUUAGGUUCGGCAUAACUUAUGUUUGCAAAAUUGACUUUUGACUCAUGCUGGGCCCUUAUCCGAAACAGGGUUGCACUGAGUUAUGGAGCCUGUCCUAAGGAACACGGGUCACAAGUAGGGAAGACUCUGGACAAGACACCACGGCACACGCACAGCAAGCUGGCCGUUUACCUGCUUAGCUGUGACACUCAUUUGUGUGACUUGUAGCGAUCCUGGAUGCAUUGAAAAUAACUGGAAUCUAAUGCCUUACAUAAAAUGGACCAAGUUAUGAAUCAGUGUUAUGAUGCAUAGGGCAGUUUUCACAAAAUUACAUUGUUUCAAAGCGCUUUACAUUAUCCCUGCCCAAAGACACCAGAGAGCAAAGCCAGAGGUGACAGUGGCAAGGAAAAACUCCCUAGAAGGAAGAAACCUUGGGAGGAACCAGACUCAAAGGGGGAGUCCAUCCUGCAGAGGAAGUCAAACAGGAUGGCAAAGUCCUAAUUUACACUGUACAAAUUUUAAGAUUUUAGUCAGAAUUGUAUGAUUUCUUCAAAAUCAUACAAUUGUGACUAAUGUCUGUCUUAUUCAGUGGCCCAGUGAAUUAUGGGAGAAACGUCCCAUCAGACGUCCCAACGUCUGAUGUAAAACCUGA